This is a messenger RNA of Arabidopsis arenosa, 740 nucleotides long. Lineage: Eukaryota; Viridiplantae; Streptophyta; Magnoliopsida; Brassicales; Brassicaceae. The record is from the annotation of a GenBank genome assembly.
GGAAGAAGAUGAAGAUGGCGAGAGAAUUGAGAUGACGAGGUUGCUCUCUAGGACGUUUCCGUCCGUGAAGCUUCGUGAUUGCAACUCUAAAGCUUCGGAAUUCAAAAAAUUACAAACCCAAGUUCCGAUUUCAUCAUCUUCUUCGCAGCAAUCGCUAGAUAACUUGAAGAUCCCCAAAUCCAAAUCCUGGUCUGUUUAUCUCAUUCUCUCCACGACCGAACCCAUCAAAACAUAUGUCGGAAUCACCACCGAUUUUGCUCGCCGAUUGAAGCAGCACAAUGGUGAAAUCAGAGGUGGUGCAAAAGCUUCAAGUGCAGGAAGACCAUGGCUUUGUGCUUGCAUUAUUACUGGAUUCACUUGUUUAAGCCAAGCUUCCUCGUUUGAAUCGCAAUGGAAGAUAUUUUCAAGAAAGUUACCACGGAGAAAGAAAGGCGAGGAGAUUAGUCAGAGUGAUGCUUUGCUACAACACCGAAGGAGAGCUUUAGAGAAAGUCGAGGAGUCACUAGAAUGUAGUCAUCUUGAAACUGACUGGAAAAUCUAACCAGCUGUUGUAACUUUUAAAAUUGAUAGACAGAAGUCAAAGCAAAUGUGCUUAAGAUUUUUCUUAGUUAUUGUGUCUUCAGUUUAUAAAUAAAAACAAGUAUAUACAAUCAUUUUAAGGUAUAAGAUUGAGAACUGUGAAUUGGUAGUUGAAAAUUGGGGUUAUGCUAAACACUGUAGAAUAAUCAGUGUUUAUCAUU